Eurytemora carolleeae is the source of this 1121-nucleotide messenger RNA. Its product is annotated as pancreatic lipase-related protein 2. Gene Ontology annotation, biological process: lipid metabolic process. Gene Ontology annotation, molecular function: lipase activity. The record is from RefSeq and is a predicted model, not a curated record. Lineage: Eukaryota; Metazoa; Arthropoda; Copepoda; Calanoida; Temoridae. The coding region runs from base 24 to 1058 and encodes 344 amino acids. The transcript is spliced from 10 exons.
CAAACUAUCCGCAGUAAAUCAAUAUGCGUACUGGACUUCAUAUUGCGUUUUUAUUUGGUGUGUAUUUGAUAGUUGAAUCCAAGUAUCAAGAGAUAGAUGAUGAAGUUACCAAAAUGGAGCGUGGAAUGGAACCAAAUGAGGAUGAUGUACAUUUCUAUCUUUUUACCAGGAAUACUGGAUUAGAUAAUCCUAUAGAGGUGGAUUUUACUCCAGAAUCCUUUAGUCUGGCAGGAUUUAAUCCUUCUAAUCCAACAAUUUUUCUCAGUCAUGGCUAUUCUUCAAAUGGAUUGGGAUUCGCUAGGGAUUACGUUAAAGCUUUUAACACAGUUGGAGACUAUAACAUAAUAACUGUGGACUGGGGGAAGCUAGCUCAGUGGUUUGAUUAUUUUGGUGCUGCGGCUAGGACAAGAUUUGUUGGAGAUCAUUCUGUGAACCUGAUUCAAGUCAUUGUUGAGAUAGCAGGUAUUGAUAAGAUUCACCUGAUAGGACACAGUCUAGGUGCUCAUGUAGUUGGGUUUAUGGGUAAGAAGUAUGAAGAACUGACCGGUGAAAAGAUACCUAGAAUCACAGGGCUUGAUCCUGCACUGCCUGCUUUUGAUUUUGCAACUAAAGAGAAUAGGCUUGACAAGGAGGAUGCUGAUUUUGUUGAUGUUAUUCAUACCAACAGUGGAAUGAUCUGGGAGGGAUGCUUGUCUAUUCCGAAGCAGAUUGGACAUAUGGAUUUCUACCCUGCAGGGGGUAAACAUCAGCCUGAUUGUACAGAUAUAUGCACAGAUGGAGCUUGUAGCAUUAAUACCAUAAAUGAUCUGAUCUUGGGUGGAUGCAGCCAUGGGCGUGCCAAUGACUACUAUGCUGAGAGUGUGGUUGGUUUAGUAGAAGGGAAACAGUUUUUGUCCUGGCUGUGUCCAACUUGGGAAGAUUUCCUGGCUGGAUCCUGCUGUGAUAGCACAACAGCUUUGAUGGGGGCAGGAAUCACAAGAGGUGAGGAAGGAAAGUAUAUGCUGCACGUUGAUGGAGAAUAUCCUCAUGCUAUUGGGGAAGACGGCGGAGUUUGUUAAAAAAUGUUAUAUAAAUUUUAAUCAAAUCUUACAGAGCUCAAGGAAUAAAGGAAUUGAAUGUUU